CCCUUUGAGAGUGUGGAGUACCCAGUUACUGAUGUGGCCUAUCCGUACUUUACGCUCAAGCGUUGGGCCUACUAUUCGGUGGCCACGGACAGACACUUAUUUGCUUUUGCCGUCGUACAGGUUAACUAUGCCGCAGUGGCGUUUGCCUAUGUCGUGGAUCUGGAGACUAAGGUCAAGUACGAUUACUCUUCGAUGGUUCCUCUGGGUCUCGGAGUGGAUAUGGCGCCAAGCUCUGUUCAGGGAUGCACUCGAUACAAAGGUUGGAGCAACGAGAUCAGUGCUUGUUUCGAUAAGGAUACCAAAACAUGGCAGAUAUCAGUCGAUGUUCAAGCAACGAAUGAGGACCAUGGUCAU
Messenger RNA from Sphaeroforma arctica JP610, 354 nucleotides. RefSeq lists its product as hypothetical. NCBI's taxonomy places the organism in Eukaryota, Ichthyosporea, Ichthyophonida. The record is from RefSeq and is a predicted model, not a curated record. The transcript is spliced from 3 exons. The annotation marks the transcript as partial.